Molecule: messenger RNA, 745 nt
Organism: Episyrphus balteatus (marmalade hoverfly)
Lineage: Eukaryota; Metazoa; Arthropoda; Insecta; Diptera; Syrphidae
Gene: PGRP-SB1
Product: peptidoglycan-recognition protein SB1
Exons: 4
Coding region: 93-623 (176 amino acids)
Biological process (GO): innate immune response; peptidoglycan catabolic process
Molecular function (GO): N-acetylmuramoyl-L-alanine amidase activity; zinc ion binding; peptidoglycan binding
Source: RefSeq, a predicted model, not a curated record
AAGAAGAAAAUAAUUAAUUCAUGCGAGUAUAUAAAGAAAUAAGUUCGCGGUUCAAUCAAUUAGUCCAAAUCAAAUUACUCUGAAAUCACAAUAUGGCACUUCAGAUAUUCUUACAAUGCACAGCUCUGUUGAUUGUUGUGAGUUUUUGUAGCAGUGUUACAAUUCAACCUCGAAGCGCCUGGGGUGCUGCACCUCCCAAAUGGAACACUAAAGUUAGAGGACCAGUUCAGUAUGUCAUCAUUCAUCAUUCUGACAGUCCGAAUGGUUGUUCUGAUUCAGCCCGUUGCCAACAAUUGAUCCGUAAUAUCCAAUCGGAUCACAAGGGUCGAAGAGGUUUUAGUGACAUUGGGUACAAUUUUAUAGUGGCAGGUGAUGGAAAAGUAUAUGAAGGACGAGGUUUUGGUAAUCAAGGCUCACAUGCACCACGUUAUAAUGACAAGAGUAUUGGCAUUGUCUUUUUAGGAAAUUUUGAAAAUCAAGUUCCAUCAUCAACUAUGCUUAAUAAUGCAAAGGAACUGAUUGCGCAAGCUGUUGCCGGCGGGCAUGUUAAGAGUGAUUACAUCCUUUGGGGUCAUAGGCAGACAAAAGCAACAGCUUGUCCUGAUUGGGCAACUAUCAUAUAAGUUUUUUACGCUUCUUCGGAUUAUGAUGAUUCAGAAAUAAGGAUUCGGAAUGAUAUUGUAUGAUUUCUUAGAGUCCGUAAAGGAUUCAUCUGUAAAUGGAGUGUGGUCUAUAGAAAAAUAAA